AUGGUUACUCUAAUUGAUCAACGUUUAAAAGAAUAUAUUUAUUCACAACAAACACAUUUUCGUCAAAAAAUCGAUCAUCAAUUGUCGAAAUUUAAAGAAAAUAUUCAUGCAAAACAAAUCGAUUAUAUUUUAUUCAAUGACAAUCUUACCUCUAAUCAAAAAGCAAUUCUACAUCGAUUAAUGACCAUACAAGAUGAACAAUUACAAUCUUGGAAAGAAUUUCUCAUCUUAGAACAACGUAUUCUCUCGAAAUUUUUACCUGAAAAUUUCGAUGAAUUGGAAAAUUUUAUUACAUCUAAUUUCUAUUCAUCAAUAAUCGAUGAUGUUGAUGAUGAUUCUAUCGUUAAAUAG
Rotaria socialis is the source of this 351-nucleotide messenger RNA. NCBI's taxonomy places the organism in Eukaryota, Metazoa, Rotifera, Eurotatoria, Philodinida, Philodinidae. The record is from the annotation of a GenBank genome assembly.